AUGAGCUACCAAAGCAGCUACUAUGGGGGCCUGGGCUAUGGCUAUGGCUCUGGUUAUGGCUGUGGAUGUGGCAGCUUCCGUGGCCUAGGCUAUGGCUUUGGCAGCUUGGGCUAUAGAGGCCUGGGCUAUGGUGGCUUUGGCUAUGGAGGCCUGGGCUAUGGUGGCUCUGGCUAUGGCUACCUCCCAUCCAGCCGGGGAAGCUUCCGUGGCCUAGGCUAUGGCUUUGGCAGCUUGGGCUAUAGAGGCCUGGGCUAUGGUGGCUUUGGCUAUGGAGGCCUGGGCUAUGGUGGCUCUGGCUAUGGCUACCUCCCAUCCAGCCGGGGAAGGUAUUAUUCUUCUGGCUUCUACUGA
This is a messenger RNA of Phascolarctos cinereus (koala), 351 nucleotides long. The record is from RefSeq and is a predicted model, not a curated record. Lineage: Eukaryota; Metazoa; Chordata; Mammalia; Diprotodontia; Phascolarctidae.